AAUAUUUUAAUUUUCCGUCAACUCGACAAUAAAUACCGGGUCGUUAAAUAAUACUCUUAAUCAAUUGAAUUAAUUACCUAGCUUUGACCACUAGAAUUUCGAAAGAAUCAUGUCACGAUUUGCGUCUCUAGUUUUAUUAUUUUUGCAAUUGUCAAUUUUUUUAAAUAAUCUCCAUGUUUGUAAAGUUCAAGGUCAACUCGUGCGCGAAGGUUCCACAACUUCAGCAGGCGACAAAAGCGUGCUUGAGGAAGGAACGUUCGCAGACUUUAAGACUGACGAGGAUGGCGACCCAAAAUUAGAUUCAAUGGGACUCCGUGAAUUAGUAGUACCUACUGUUGCAGGAUUACCGGAUCCUAAAUCCAAAAUUCAUGAACAAGGAACUACUACUUUGAAUGAUGGUAAAGUGAGGAGCGUACAAGAUGAUUAUGUCGUUGUGGUCGGUGAAAAAAUUGGAGUGAAUAUCGUUGUCGACACUUUAAAAGUGGUAACGAACUAGGACCGAAAAAAAAAAACAAUCGUAUGGCUAUGGACUAAAUUUUUGUCUAAAAAUAUAUGUAAUUAAAUUUUAUUUGUUUCGGAUUCGAAUAUAAAUUAAUAAAAUGUAUUUCGUAA
Molecule: messenger RNA, 612 nt
Organism: Microplitis mediator
Lineage: Eukaryota; Metazoa; Arthropoda; Insecta; Hymenoptera; Braconidae
Exons: 7
Coding region: 110-496 (128 amino acids)
Source: RefSeq, a predicted model, not a curated record